Lates calcarifer (barramundi perch) is the source of this 2496-nucleotide messenger RNA. RefSeq names its product mitochondrial coenzyme A transporter SLC25A42. The coding region runs from base 433 to 1419 and encodes 328 amino acids. Gene Ontology annotation, cellular component: mitochondrial inner membrane. Lineage: Eukaryota; Metazoa; Chordata; Actinopteri; Centropomidae. The record is from RefSeq and is a predicted model, not a curated record. Gene Ontology annotation, biological process: transmembrane transport. The transcript has 8 exons.
AGCUCUUGGGUAUUGUAGUCCAAAAUACAGAAUACGCUGUCCCACUUUCUUUAAGACCUUGAAAAGCCUCAAUAAUCUUGUGCGCGAAGCCAGGUAGCGUCUUCAAGCUGAAUCUCCCACGGAGGCGUCGUCUAUAAAUACACAAACACACUCAGCCGCAGCUUGAUACCUGUCUUUCACAAUCAUCUCCAGAAGCGUCUACGACGUGAAAAGACGUGCCGACACACCGCGGCGUGCGCCGUUAUAAGAGCGACUGACCAGCCUCCAGCGAGCAAACAAGAAAUGUGUGCAAGUAUCUACAGGGCUGACUGGUGACUGAUACAACACGUCGAAGAUUUGUAAACACGGGGCCUUUUAAAACACAAACGAAGCGCGUUUUCCUGAAUGAGUCGCUGAGUGUCUGACAGCCUCGGUAAUCUGUGAAGGGCACACAUGGCCCACCGUGUGCACGACCAUCAGAGCCGCCUGCCCGUGGCCCAGGCCACCGUGCUGGCCCUGCCACCCUCCAAUCAAGCAAAAGACUUGAGGCCCAGAUGGACUGCUCUGGACUCCCUGCUGUGUGGUGCGUUUGCUGGAGCUGUGGCCAAAACGGUCAUUGCACCUCUGGAUCGGACCAAGAUCAUUUUCCAAGUGUCCUCAAAACGAUUCUCAGCUAAGGAGGCCUUCAGGCUCAUUUACUGUACGUACAUGAAGGAUGGCCUGCUCAGUCUGUGGAGGGGAAACUCUGCCACCAUGGUGAGGGUCAUGCCCUAUGCUGCCAUCCAGUUCUGCUCCCACGAACAGUACAAAAAACUACUGGGGAACUACUACGGCUACCAGGGAAAAGCUCUGCCUCCUUUCCCACGUUUCCUGGCUGGCUCUCUGGCCGGCACAACUGCUGCUAUGCUUACCUACCCUUUGGACAUGGUGCGAGCCAGGAUGGCAGUCACCGCCAGAGAAAUGUACUGCAACAUCAUGCACGUUUUUGUGCGGAUCUCCCAAGAGGAAGGCGUGAGGACCCUUUACAGAGGUUUCACCCCCACAAUCCUGGGUGUCAUCCCAUACGCAGGAAUCACAUUCUUCACAUAUGAGACCCUCAAGAAGCUACACACAGAAAAAACCAAGCGAUCCCAGCCUUACCCUUACGAGCGCUUGGCCUUUGGCGCCUGCGCAGGCCUGAUUGGACAAUCUGCCUCGUACCCUCUGGACGUGGUACGUAGGCGCAUGCAGACAGCCGGCGUCACAGGCUCAUCCUAUGGCACAAUUCUGGGGACCAUGCGUGAGAUUGUAACACAGGAGGGAGUGAUACGAGGACUAUACAAAGGCCUGAGCAUGAACUGGCUGAAAGGGCCCAUCGCUGUGGGGAUUAGCUUCACCACAUUCGACAUCACGCACAGCCUUCUGCUCAAAUUGCAUCAGAUGGGCUACUUCACCCACUGAGUCAGUGAGCAGCAACAGAGGGGGAAGAGAAAAGCACAGAUGAGACUGGCAUGAGGAAGGUGGUCAAGUCUGUUGUAUGGCAAUAAUAAGUCUCUGCACUCAGUGCAGGGCCAUCCUGCUGCACACUCCUGUUCCCUUCAGACAGGAUGUCAGAGGAGUGGAUGAGUGUGGGCGAGAGAUGUGUUGUGCACACAGAAACACAGCACCUCAAACUUUUGGGAAACGCAGCUGAGUGAGGAGACAAAAAAAAGUGUCUUUAAAUUGUCGUUCACACAAUCGCAACAUUUUGAAAUUAUGGUACCACCACGGUGGCUGAAGUGAUUAACGGUAGAACAGUGAAUAACAACUGUUUUGUUUUUGCUACAUGUACACGGAGGACUUAUUUGUGUUGUGUUAAUACGUUAAGGCUCGCACUUUAUUACAUCUACAAUGUUCUUUCAACUUAAUCCUGAAUCAACAGAGAGAACUCUGUUUUUAAUCACUUGUAUUUCUUUGGAUUUGGAUUUUAUUUUUAUCAUUGUUUUUUUUUUCUCUUUGAUUGUUUUAAAUAGCCCAGUCAUGCAGGGUGUAUGAGCUGUAACAAAAGGGUGAUUAUGCAAUAUGUUUUGUUUUUAAGUUUAAAUUUUAUGAUGGUGCCGAUGUUGAUUCAACUGAAAUUGAUGGAACAGAAUUGUAGGAGGGUGAUGAUGUCAGCAGGACUGCACAGUUUCACUGUCCAUCCAGCACUGAGGGUGUGUGGUACAAUAUCAUAAUGUCCAAUAAGUGAAACUUAAUCAAAUAUAAGAAAUUAAUCUAUGUAUAUUACAGAUUUUGAAUUAUAUACAUAUCUAUAAAGAUUUCAUUUUUAUACUGUGCUCACAUUGUUGUGCAGAUUUAAUUAUUGCUUUUACUUGAUUGUAAAGUACUGUUUAACUAAAACAUCUAAACAUGCCAAAGCACUUAACUCUGUCAUAAGUGUCAUGUUACACAAUGAAAAAUCAUAUUUUCUCUGCUAAUGUACAUUUAAGUAUUUCCAGAGAUGUAAGUCUACAGUUGUUUCAAGCAUAACUGACCAUGCAAUAAAGAGUCCAUCCACAA